UUAUGCUCCUGCGCUCCAAACUCACUGAGUCAUGCAGGAUGUUUACCAUGGCCUAUGCCUGCCUGGCUGCAGUGCAGGCAUGUUAAUUACAAAUAAACAUUUUCUGAGAAAUAGCUACAUGCUGGGCAUUCUAUAAGGUGACAACUACAUGCUGGGCACUCUAUUAGGCAUUGAGUAUCGAUGAGAGAAUGAAACUGGCAUGAGACUCAGGGCCAAGAUGUCGCAGCCCAAGAAAAGAAAGCUUGAGUCAGGGAGCGGCAGCGAAGGAGGGAAGGGAACAGAAGAGGAAGAUGGCGAGGAGCAAGAGGCGGCCCUGGAGCGACCCCGGAGGACUAGGCGGGAGUGGGACCAGCUGUACUACAAGUGCUACUCAGACGUUUCGGUCCAUGAGGAGAUGAUCACAGACCGUGUCCGCACCGAUGCCUACUGCCUGGGCAUCCUGCGGAACUGGGCAGCACUGCCAGGCAAGACGGUACUGGACGUGGGAGCGGGCACUGGCAUUCUGAGUAUCUUCUGUGCCCAGGCCGGCGCCUGGCGCAUGUACGCGGUAGAGGCCAGCGCCAUCUGGCAACAGGCUCGGGAGCUGGUGCGCUUCAAUGGGCUGGAGGACUGGGUGCACGUCCUGCCGGUGGAGACUGUGGAGUUGCCGGAGCAGGUGGAUGUCAUCGUGAACGAGUGGAUGGGAUACGGACUCCUGCACGAGUCCAUGCUGAGCUCCGUGCUCCACGCACGAACCAAGUGGCUGAAGGAAGGCUGUCUUCUCCUGCCGGCCUCUGCCGAGCUCUUCAUAGCUCCCAUCAGAGACCAGAUGCUGGAAUGGCGCCAGGGCUUCUGGUGAAAGUGGAGCAAGACACGGAUGUAUCAGGAGAGAUCACGCUACUGCCCUCCCGGGACAACUCUGGUCGCCUUCGCGUGCUGCUGUGCUACAAAGUGGGAGACCAGGAGGAGAAGACCAAAGACUUUGCCAUGGAGGACUGAGCAUUGCCUUUUCUCUCAGCUACCUCCCAAGGCAGAGAAAGGGAGCUCCCAUGCAAGUAGGGGAAAUAUCUGUCUCCCUUUUCCCUCAUAGCAUCUGGGGAGGGAGAGUGACUUCAUUCUCCAUUUGAAGAGAUUCUUCUGGUGAUGUUUAUUUAAAAAGUGAUCCCCUUCAUCAACGAAUACAGCGUGCUUAUUAUUGGGCUUUUAAGUCUCAAAAGCAUGUAGUACCAAGCACUUGUAUUUUGGUAUAUUUUGUCUCACAAGGGAGGGAAUGGGGAAGAACACGGAUGAAAAUAUCAUUUUUUGAAGGGUUCAUGCACAUUCCUGACAUCUCACACCUUAUCUAAGUCUGAAGCUGGGGAGAAAGGGUUCAUUUAGACUUCAUAAAUUUAUAAUAGAACUUUAGUAUCUCUCCAGAGCCAUAUUUUCUCAGUCUGAAUUAAUUCCCCAUUCCUAGGUGCCUGUGAGCUAUGGUACUUCUUCCUCAUUGUUUUCUAAGUCAACUUUACUACUGGUAAUGAAGGGGAAGGCUAUGAGGAAGCAAUUUAAAUAGCCCCGUUCUCAUUACUCUUAACACACACAUAGGGUGCUAAAGUUGAUGAACACAUUAAUCCAUUAAGUAAAGUAGUCUUUAUAAAGCAUACCUAAGAAACUCAGAAGGUGCAUUUAGAAGAAAGAGACCGGAAAGAGAAAUAGUACGGAUUUUUUAAAAUACUUGUCUCUACUAUUACAACAACAACAACAAAAUAUAUAUAUAUAUAUUUCAUGUAUGUCCCAUAAAUAUUUUUUUAUAAACAGGCUGGUAGAGAAGGUUUCUGAGCCUAGCCCAAGGGCUUAUUCAUCACUAUGGGUAAAUUAUUAAAACUCAAUUAAGGAAAAUAUUUUCCCAGCUAGAAAAAAAGUACUCAUUCUCAUUUAAACUCAUUUGGAGGGAUCAUGUGAGUUGGCCUACUUAAAACUAGUGAAAGUUCACUUUUUUCACUCUCUCUGUUUCAUGCAGCCAAAUUUGAAAGUUGUGUUUUAGGAAAACCACUUUUAAUAAAGUGUAAAUCUUAUUAUCAAAUUAAUUUUUCUGUUUUCCUCCUUAUCCUUGUACCAAAUAAAACAUUGACAUUCUCAUGUGUUUUGUAGAUAAAAAAAAUAUCAACCAGGAUGGAGGGGAAUGUUGACUUUCAGGAAUGAAUGUCACUGUACACAUAAGAUCCCUGAGGGGUUGGGAAAAAGAGCAAACCAAAGUAACCUUGCAGGUGCUGCUUUGACUUACAAUUGCAAGGCUAAAGGCCAAAGGAACUGGA
This is a messenger RNA of Callithrix jacchus (white-tufted-ear marmoset), 2273 nucleotides long. RefSeq names its product protein arginine N-methyltransferase 6-like. Gene Ontology annotation, biological process: peptidyl-arginine methylation, to asymmetrical-dimethyl arginine; chromatin remodeling. NCBI's taxonomy places the organism in Eukaryota, Metazoa, Chordata, Mammalia, Primates, Cebidae. Gene Ontology annotation, molecular function: protein-arginine N-methyltransferase activity; histone methyltransferase activity. The record is from RefSeq and is a predicted model, not a curated record.